UGUGUGUAACAGAUUCUUAUUUGUUGUACACUCUCAACUCAGAGUCUUUCACAUUCGUUUUUCCGACAAGAACAUCAAAUCUUUUUUUUUUUUGUAACUAAGAACAUCAAAAUUUUCAGAGAAAUGAUUGUUCUUUUGUUCAAAUCAAAGUUUCUUCCCUGUGAUUAGCGAUACUUUAGCUGUUGAUCAUCCAACAGUCGUCGUAGCUCCACCGGACUCUUCUUAUUUUUUUCAGUUUCCGGCGACCUUUACCAUUCUCCGGUAGUAAAUCCACCGGUUACUAGAAUUUCAGACAAAAAUUGAAGAUCUCCGGGAGGCGAUUCUGUUCUGACAUACACCAAUUCCCGGUUUCGACAAAACCCACAAUCAAGUUUAUUCCGGCGAACCGGAACCGACUUUACCGGCGACUCACUCUUCAAACCGGAAAUGAAGUUUAUGGAACUAGGGUUUCGGCCUGAUACAUUCUACACUGUGGAAGCAGUAAGGUCUGUGUCUUCUGAUCUACUGAAUGAUCUUAUAAUCCAAGUAAAAUCCACCAAAUAUCAUCUUCACAAGUUUCCGAUGUUAUCAAAAUGCUUGCGUUUAAAGAACCUAGUCUCUUCACAAUCACAAGAACCCGAAACCUCACAAGACCAGAAAGUAAUCCAACUCGUUGAUUUCCCCGGCGAAACAGAGGCUUUUGAGCUCUGUGCUAAGUUCUGUUACGGCAUCACGAUCACUCUCAGCGCUCACAACGUAGUCGCGGUACGAUGUGCAGCGGAGUAUCUCGGCAUGACUGAAGAAGUCGAGCCUGGAGAGACAGAGAAUCUUGUCCAAAGACUCGAACAUUUCUUGACUUCUUGCGUUUUCAAGAGUUGGAGAGACUCACUUGUUGCUCUUCAGACCACGAAGGCUUUACCUUCGUGGUCUGAAGAUCUUGGCAUCACUAGCCGUUGCAUCGAGGCGAUAGCCAACAGUGUAAAUGCAUCUCCGGGUGACGAUUUCGCGAACGUAAUGGAGACAGGGUUGUCGAGAAACCGGUCAAGGAGAAGAAGAGAUGAAAGCUUGUGUAAUGGUAAGGCAGAGAACUCGCGGUGGUGGGGUGAAGAUUUAGCUGAUUUGGAUUUGGAUCUUUACCAGAGAACAAUGGUGGCUAUAAAGUCGUCGAACCGGAACGUUUCUCCGAGAUUAAUCGGUAAUGCUCUUAGAAUCUAUGCAUCUAAAUGGCUACCAAGCAUUGAAGAAUGUUCUCCGGUUUUGGAAUCGGUUAUCUCCCUUCUACCAACCCAAAGAUCCGCUGUUCCUUGUAGCUUCUUGCUUCAGCUACUGAAGACGGUUAACGUUAUGAACGUUUCGCCUACUUCGAAAAUGGAACUCGCGGUAAAAGCAGGGAACCAACUUGAUAAGGCAACGGUAAGCGAGCUGUUGAUACCCUUAUCGGAUAAGUCAGGUAUGUUAUACGAUGUGGAUGUUGUGACGAUGAUGGUGAAGCAGUUUCUGUCUCAGAUCAGUCCUGAGAGAAGACCAACAAUGACACAACAUAGAAGAUCUCGUUCAGAAGAAAACAUGGAGGAGAUACAAGAGAUCAGAGGCUCUCUGUCUUCUUCUUCUUUUCCUCCGUUGUUGGUUAAAGUAGCAAAGCUUGUUGAUUCUUAUCUUCAAGAGGUUGCUAGAGAUGUGAACUUAACCGUGUCAAAUUUUGUUGAGUUGGCUGAAUCUAUACCUGAACUUUCAAGGAUCAGUCAUGACGACUUGUACAAAGCGAUUGAUAUCUAUCUUCAGGUUCACCAGGAGAUUGAUAAGAUUGAAAGAAAGAGGUUAUGCAGAAUCUUGGACUGCAAGAAACUAUCAGUAGAAGCAAGCAAGAACGCUGCACAGAACCAGCUGCUUCCACUGAGAGUGAUUGUGCAAAUCCUCUUUGUAGAGCAAGCCCGAGCUGCGAUUGUUACAAAUACAAACAAUAUCACAAAUAAUGAGACAGCAGUUUUGAGAAGAAGCUUUACAACAAGAAGAGAAGAAGAUGCAGAUCUAGAAAGAGUUGAAAUUAAACCUAACGGGGGAUUUCAGAGCACUCCUUCGAGAUUUAUGGCGUUGUGCUCUAUCCCAAGGCAACCUAAGAAGAUGUUUUGCAAGUUAUUGUCGAUCAGCAGGAGUUUAAGCCAACGGAUUUGAAAAGAAAAGAUGGUGGGAGAUUUUUUGUUCUACUGGUUUCUUGUCACUCAAGUCAAGUGUUUUUCAUUGUCUCUUUGAAAGCUUAUUUGAUUUUGGAAAAUUCAUUUCUCAUACCACAUUGUAAAAGAGAAUAAUAAAGAAAAUAUGUACAUCAGUU
This is a messenger RNA of Brassica napus (rape), 2308 nucleotides long. Its product is annotated as BTB/POZ domain-containing protein At3g26490. Lineage: Eukaryota; Viridiplantae; Streptophyta; Magnoliopsida; Brassicales; Brassicaceae. Bases 427 to 2151 code for a protein of 574 amino acids. Gene Ontology annotation, molecular function: protein binding. The transcript has 4 exons. The record is from RefSeq and is a predicted model, not a curated record.